Messenger RNA from Eimeria acervulina, 234 nucleotides. RefSeq lists its product as hypothetical. Gene Ontology annotation, cellular component: ribosome. Gene Ontology annotation, molecular function: structural constituent of ribosome. Bases 1 to 234 code for a protein of 77 amino acids. The transcript is spliced from 2 exons. Gene Ontology annotation, biological process: translation. Lineage: Eukaryota; Apicomplexa; Conoidasida; Eucoccidiorida; Eimeriidae. The record is from RefSeq and is a predicted model, not a curated record.
AUGCUGCCUAAUAACCGGCUGCGGCAGCUGUUCUAUAGAAAACUGUUUGUAUACCCGGGGGCCAUCCACCCGCACUGGCAGCUGCCGCAGGUGGUAGUGCCGGCGCUGCCGCCUCCUAAGGCCCCUCACUGCCCCUUCUCUUUGACGCUUGCAUCACCAGAAGAUGCAGCGGAAAGACUAAGACAACUUAAUGAACUGAAGGCAUCUGUAGAGGCGGAGGCCCAGGGCGCAUGA